CAUCCUUAAUUGCUGUGUACUUAAAUAAAAUUGUUGUGGUUUUCAUGUAAAAAUUCAUUGAAUAUUUUGUUCUAUUCUUUAUUUUACUUUCACAUUAGUAUCCUAUAGUUGUACUUUUCACUUGUUUCAUAUUCGUUUUAUUAAACUUUAUCAGGAUGACAAUGGGUGAUGAAUUGCCUGUCACAUCUUUAGUUUUGCCCGUUCUUAUUCGUCCUGUUUUGACACAGUUGGAAAAAUAUGAUCUUGGAGCAUCGCAGACGUUGCGUGCAGCGCUCACGAAAGCAGAAGCAGCUGUUCCAGGCCUUAACUAUGACUUGGUGGCAGGAAUAAUGAGGAGAGCUGAUAUACCUGUCAAUAUGAAUGAAAGCUUACUUCGACUUCAAGGCACUCUCACUGAAGCUGAGUGUACUGAUUUGAGAUUGAAUAGAAGCGAGGAAGCAUUCCAAGAAUUGAAUAAGAAAUCCACAGCACUGAAGAAAAUAUUGAGUCGCAUACCUGAUGAAAUCACAGACAGGAAAACUUUUCUUGAAACUAUUAAGGAAAUAGCAUCAGCUAUUAAGAAAUUACUAGAUGCGGUGAAUGAAGUGUCAACUUAUACUCCAGGGGCAGGGAAACAAGUACUUGAACAAAGAAAAAGGGAAUUUGUUAAAUAUUCAAAGCGAUUUUCUAAUACAUUGAAGGAGUAUUUUAAGGAAGGACAGGCCAAUGCUGUGUUUGUUAGUGCAUUAUAUUUGAUUCAUCAGACCAACCAAAUCUUGUAUACUGUUAAAAGCAAGUCUGAAUAAUUUACCGACUUAAAGAAAAGUAUUCUUUAAUUUAUGUUGACUAUAACUUUUUAAUUGUUGCUUUAACUUUAGUUACGGUGUUUGUUGUUUCUACCAUAAAUGGUUAAAAUGUAGUAAAUAAUCAAAAUUAUUUGAUUUAGGUGUAUAUUUCCUUUUAUUUUUUAUUAGUAUUCAUGUGAAGUACAUGUUAAUGGGGAAAUAAUAUUUAAAAGUUGAAGUUUUAAGU
Messenger RNA from Achroia grisella, 1011 nucleotides. It is a transcript of the gene Ccm3, whose product is annotated as programmed cell death protein 10. Lineage: Eukaryota; Metazoa; Arthropoda; Insecta; Lepidoptera; Pyralidae. The transcript is spliced from 5 exons. Bases 156 to 785 code for a protein of 209 amino acids. Gene Ontology annotation, molecular function: protein kinase binding. The record is from RefSeq and is a predicted model, not a curated record. Gene Ontology annotation, biological process: regulation of Golgi organization; positive regulation of MAP kinase activity. Gene Ontology annotation, cellular component: FAR/SIP/STRIPAK complex; Golgi apparatus.